UUGACACCAGUGCGGAACAGGACCUCCGAAGAGAAAGCGGAGAGUGAGCCGGGUUGUUGUAUUAUUUCCCUGCUCCGUCUCCUGUCCGCUUUUGUUUUUUGACAGUUGUCUCAGGAGAAACUCUGCUGCUCGCUUCGUCUGGACCAAGAAAACUUCGCGCCGUCAGACCUAACAAUGGAGAUAGAGAAGGAAGUGAAGAAGAUGACCCUGGGUCACGAGUUUGGCGCUGGAGCAGCCUGCUUGAAGUGCAAGGACAAGUGUGAAGGCUUCGAACUGCAUUUCUGGAGAAAAAUCUGCCGAAACUGCAAAUGUGGCCUCGCGGAGCACGACGUGUCGAUGAACUCGGAGGAGAACAAGAAGGUAGGCAAGCUGUUCGAGGACACCAAAUACACCGGCCUCAUCGCCAAGCUGAAGACCGACGGCAUACCCAGCUACAAGGGCAACAUGAUGACCGUCACUCUGCCCGCCUCCGCCACUGCUUACAUCGUCCCGCCGAGCGCCACUUCCACUGUUGUGCCCCCCUCUGCCAGAGCUGGUUCUGUACAGCCUGCUGGAGCUUCUACCGGACCCAGUUCUGUACCGCCUGCUGGAGCUUCUAACAGGCCCGGUUCUGUACCGCCUGCUAGAGCUGCUACCGGACCCGGUUCUGUACCGCCUGCUGGAGCCUCUGCAGGUACAGCACCCAGCGGAGCUCAAGCCCAGGCCCUGGCUCAGCCCGUACCAGCAGGUGCUGCACCAAUGAAGGCUAACAAAGUGCCGGCGCCACUCAGCGCCACAUCAGCCAGCGUGAUGCCAGUUCCCAAAGAUGUGCCAAUGAAGUCUGUCACCUAUGAGUGGGCACCUCCAGUAGCCAAUAAGUAUCUGGCGGUGCGUUACAUCGAGCUCCUCCCACCAGAGAAACGUCCGGUGGCCGGUACAGAGGGAGCGGCUUACCGUCGGCAGCAGAUGGCCCGCCAGCUGCCUGAGCACGACCAAGACCCGUCCAUGUGCCAUGAACUGACUCCUGCCGAGGUCAAGCAGAUGCAGCAAUUUGUCCGCAAAUACAAGGAUGAGGCCCUGGGGGUCGGAGACGUUAUGCUGCCUGAAGAGAUGGCUGCGGUUCAGGCAGGAGGGCAGGGUGGAGCCGGUGGUGUUGGUGCUGGAGGUGCGCCUGGUGCUGGAGGAGCAGGGUUUGGCCCUGGUGCACCUGGAGCUGGGGUUGGUGCUGGGGGUGGUGUUGGAGGGGCUGGAUUUAGACCGGGAGUUGGGGUUACUGGAGCUGGAGCUGGAGCUGGAGGUGGCUUUGGGCCAGGGGCUGCAGGCACCGGUAUCGGGCCUAUGGGUGGGCCUGGAGUAGGUGCCGGCUUUGGACCUGGAGCAGGGGGUAGCGGAGCUGGAGCUGGAGAUGCUGGAUCACAUUCAGGGCCGGGGACUGGGCCAGCUGCUGGCUUUGGGCCAGCUGGAGGAGCCAUGGGCACUGCUGCCACUGCCGGAGCCAUGGGCGUCCCUGGAGCUCAGCAAGCUGGACUACCACAACAGAACUUUACGUGCCAUCACUGCCAGCAGCCGAUGCGUCUGGGCGAGCCGGCCGUCUACGCCGAGCGCGCCGGCUACGAUAAGCUGUGGCACCCAGCAUGCUUUGUCUGCUGUACCUGCAGCGAACUACUGGUGGACAUGAUCUACUUCUGGAAGAAAGGCAAGCUGUACUGUGGACGCCACUACGGAGACAGUGAGAAGCCGCGCUGUGGAGGAUGUGAUGAGCUGAUCUUCAGCAAUGAGUACACUCAGGCUGAGGGACAGAACUGGCAUCUGAAGCACUUCUGCUGUUUCGAGUGUGACUGCAUCCUUGCCGGAGAGACGUACGUCAUGGAGAAUGAAAAGCCUGUGUGCAAGCCCUGCUACAUGAAGAGCUACGCUGUGAAAUGCGCCGCCUGCCAGAAUGCGGUGGAGCCCGAGGCGCAGAGGGUUUCCUACGGCGAGCACCACUGGCACGCUGAGCCGGAGUGCUUCAAGUGCUCCGGCUGCUCCAAGUGCCUGAUGGGCCAGCGCUUCAUGGCCGUGCAGGGCUUCCUCUUCUGCUCCGUGGAGUGCAAGAAGAAAACCAUGGCUUAGAGCUGCCAAAGCAACUCUCUCCAUCUGCUCCACAACCACUUGUGAAACCAGGACAGGUUCAGCUGAAACUAGAAACCAGAGCAGGGAAAACAAACACUUGCACAGCUGCGGAGACAGACUUCGGUUGUGUGGUUGUGUUAACGUGAAAUAGAGUGCCUGAUACCUCUAAUAUAGAGAUAUACAAUAAUAAUGAGUCCAUUUGCACUUGGGUGCUCUUUCCUUUCUGUCCAUGAAAGACCACAGUAUUGAUAAAUCUGUCUCAACUUCUUCUGUCCAGUUUGUCCUCUGCCUUAAAACCGUCGUCUUCCUUCAACCAGUAGAUUUUUUUUGUUUUUGUUUUUUUUUCUAUGCUUCUCUUGCACUGUUUUUUCAUAUUGAUGAGAUUAAUUUUGUAUUGAUCAGACCAAUUUAUUAAUGUUAAACCUGUGUCUGUUUAAUGGUAUGAGCGCUGAACCUAUUGUUGAUUUAAUGUGCCACCUUUUUACUGCUUCUACUACUGAUGCUCACCCUCCUCUAUGCAGCAGUAUGACGAGCAAUAUUAGCCAGGUUUGGAGUUGAUUUGCUUCCAGUGCACUGUAUUCCAGAUCGAAGUGAAAUUAUCAUAUAAAUUAUAAUAAUAAACGACCUACGACUUCUCAAUCCAGUCAUUAUGUGUUUCAACAGCUUUGACUGAAGAAAUUCAGUUCCUGAAUUGAAGUGAAAUUACUGGAAGUAAAUAGCCCCAAAUCUGACAGCAGUAUUAUUGGCGGAUUAAUAGUAUUUUCAUAUUAUCUUAAGGGAACAAAACAAUGUGAAAACCUUCAGUAAACACCACCAAUUAGCAAUUAUUAUUAUUUAUUCUUUAUUUGGAUCCACAGCUUUCACAAGGUGAUCUCUAGUCUUAUUAAAUAAAUGACCAAUGGUUACAUGCAAAAUAAAUCUGCAACUACUUAGGAUUUACCCGAAGAGUUUUUAUUAAAGUCUGCUUGUAUCACCGUCUGGCCCCAUGACAGCUGUAAACACUGUAAAGCUGUCACAUAGGAUGACUUGAUGAAUUGAGGAAAAACCACUGUAAAUUGUUAAACAUAAAACUUUUUACUUUUGUAAUUUUUGUGCCAAGUACUUUCUUUUUCAUGCAAUAAACUGCACUUUAAAUUGUU
Seriola dumerili (greater amberjack) is the source of this 3230-nucleotide messenger RNA. It is a transcript of the gene tes, whose product is annotated as testin LIM domain protein. The transcript is spliced from 7 exons. The record is from RefSeq and is a predicted model, not a curated record. Gene Ontology annotation, molecular function: zinc ion binding. The coding region runs from base 175 to 2091 and encodes 638 amino acids. NCBI's taxonomy places the organism in Eukaryota, Metazoa, Chordata, Actinopteri, Carangiformes, Carangidae.